AUGAACUUGGGUACAGUACAUUCUUCUUGUUUUAAUCUGAAAUAUGAGAGGAUUCAAAUUGUUGAAGAUUUGGAAAUAUUUUUUCUCUUUGUUCUUGAGGUUAAGCAUCAUAAUUUGUUGAUUUUUAUGUUAGAUGGGGAGAAUGAGGAAGAAAGAUCAGUGGCCAUAACCCCAACAUGGGCUCUUGCUACUGUGUUGUCAGUUUUUAUUGCAGUUUCUUUGAUUGUGGAGCGCUCUAUUCACCAACUAACCAACUGGUUAAGGAGAACUGAUAAAAAAUCUCUGCUUGCAGCUUUGGAGAAGAUGAAAGAAGAGCUAAUGAUGCUCGGAUUUAUGUCGCUCCUUCUAACAGCAACCUCAAGGUCAAUAGCUAAUAUUUGUAUUCCAUCAAAGUUCUAUGAUGAUAGUUCCUUUGCACCAUGCUCCUGGUCUGACAUUGUUGAAGAAAAUGAACAUGAUUCUUCCAAGGAGCUUCAGCUUUCGAUUGCUUCCGCUUCUCGCUCAUUUCCGAGGAUUUUGAAAGGCAUGAAUAACAUUUCCUGCAAAGAGGAUCAUGAACCAUUUGUUUCGUAUGAAGCUCUCGAGGGGUUGCAUCGCUUCAUCUUUUUAAUGGCAAUCACACAUGUAGCUUACAGUUGCUUAACAAUGUUACUUGCAAUUGUGAAGAUUCGUAGCUGGAGAGCAUGGGAGAAUGAAGCUCAUAAGGACCAAUUUGGUUUCUUAACUGGACAAGAUAGACAGUCGUUAAUGGAAAGACAAAUGGCUUUCAUCGUAAACCACAGAGCGAAUCCCUUGACGCAAAAUCGAGUUGUUAUCUGGGUGAUAUGUUUCUUUCGGCAAUUUGGGUGUUCAGUCGUUCGUGCAGACUAUUUGACGCUCCGCAAAGGGUUCAUCAUGAAUCACAACUUGAUGCUGAAGUAUGAUUUUCAUAGCUAUAUGAUUCGUUCUAUGGAGGAAGAAUUUCAAAAGAUAGUUGGCGUUAGCUUUACGUUGUGGGGAUUUGUUGUUAUCUUCAUACUAUUCAAUGUGAAAGGCUCUAAUCUUUACUUCUGGAUAGCUAUCAUUCCCAUAACUUUUGUUCUUCUCGUGGGAGCAAAGUUGCAGAAUGUCAUGGCAACCUUGACACUGGAGAGUGCUGGGAUAACGGGCUAUUUUACUGGAACAAAGCUGACGCCUCGGGAUGAACUUUUCUGGUUUAAGAAGCCAGAAUGGUUGUUGUCCCUUAUCCAUUUCAUUUUAUUCCAGAAUGCAUUCGAACUGGCUUCAUUUUUCUGGGUCUGGUGGGAGUUUGGCUAUAAUUCAUGCUUAAUCAGCAACCAUACGCUUGUUUUCAUACGAGUUAUUAUGGGGUUUAUUGCGCAGUUUAUAUGUAGCUACAUCACUUUGCCACUCUAUGCUCUGGUCACUCAGAUGGGAACAAACUUUAAGGCGGCCCUACUUCCGCAGGGGAUAAGGAACACAAUUCAUGGAUGGGGUAAGGAGGCAAGGAGGAGGAGAAGGAGAAGGCUAGCGCGUUUCACUGAUAGGUCAACCAUAGAUACAGAAACAUGCUCAAUCAUAAUGACAGAUACAAACACAAUAACAUCAGUCGAGGAAGAUUACCACCAUUUGAUUGAUACGCAUGAACCCCGCAAUAGUACAUUCAAUGACAUAGAGUUGCAACCAAUAGCUAAGGUUAAAUCCAGACGCACCAUUGGCAGUUUCUAAUCAAACUCUGAGUCGGUUUUGUAGACCUCUUCUUAGACUGCCUACGACUGUUUCCCAUUUGACUAUCUCUAGAUUUCAGAAGGAUGACUUACAAAGAUCAUCUAUGUGACUGUGUCUGUUAUAAGAGAAUGACACAAUAGCACAGUAAUUGUCUAAUAAUAACUGUAGGUACAACAAAGUGAAAUAUUAAUAAUAUUUAGGCUUUGCAUAA
This is a messenger RNA of Gossypium arboreum, 1918 nucleotides long. Its product is annotated as MLO-like protein 14. NCBI's taxonomy places the organism in Eukaryota, Viridiplantae, Streptophyta, Magnoliopsida, Malvales, Malvaceae. The record is from RefSeq and is a predicted model, not a curated record. The transcript has 15 exons. Bases 1 to 1707 code for a protein of 568 amino acids. Gene Ontology annotation, cellular component: membrane. Gene Ontology annotation, biological process: defense response.